Leptinotarsa decemlineata (Colorado potato beetle) is the source of this 4193-nucleotide messenger RNA. RefSeq names its product Rab3 GTPase activating protein (gene Rab3-GAP). Gene Ontology annotation, biological process: regulation of GTPase activity. The record is from RefSeq and is a predicted model, not a curated record. Lineage: Eukaryota; Metazoa; Arthropoda; Insecta; Coleoptera; Chrysomelidae.
AUUCAAACCUUUUUUGUCAUCUGGUCAUUUGUCAAAUACACACAGAAGGCAGUUUUACAGAUAUGUUAUGAAAAAGUGUUUGAUUUUGAUUUUUUGACAAAGGCAUGCAAUUCGGAAAUUCUCAUAAAUAUUUCCGACAAAAAUGUCGUGUGAGGUUCGCUUGAUAGCUCACAUAAAAGAAAUCGAUGAAAUAAGGAGAUGUUUAUUCCCAACAGAUGAUCAAAGAGGUACUGACAGCUGGUUACAACUGUGUAAAAUAUCUCUUUCACCUAUUGGCGAUGUAAUUGCCAUAGCAAAUGAGAGGAAAAUUGUAAUUCUCACUUCCAAAUGGGACUCUGAAUCCUCCUUGGAUUAUUUUCAUAUCACUUACUCUGGAAGUAUUCAUGAAUAUGACAAAGUUAAAGCACUUGUUUGUAUACCGAUCAUUGAUCAUAAAGACAAAACACAUGAUUGGACCUGCAUUCUAGUGGGUUUUGAUUCAGGGCAUGUUAGGUGCUAUACAGAAACUUGCGAAAUUCUUUUCGAGGAACAAUUUCAUGCUGAAAAAAUUAUUUCAAUAAAAUGCCAGUCUCAGCAUAAUUCGAGAUCAGACAUAUCAAUUUUUUCUGGAGAAAAAAUAUAUAUUCAGUAUCAAAGUAUUAUAUGCUUUUUAAGGGGAGCAGAUUUUUUCCCUAUGUUGAAAAAGAUCAAAAGUGAAUUUGACAAAGGUGUUACAUUAAAUCAUACUCCAGUCAUACUUCCCAAGAAAUGGGGAUUCCAAGACCAGUCUGUUAUAAAUGACAGUGCAGUAGUUGGUGUAGGUUUUCCUUGUACUUUCGACUAUUUGACUUCAAUUUCCACUUGUGGGGGAUUUGAUACCCGGAGACAAUUGGAGACACCUCUUAUCACUCUGGUGUUAGCAGCUGGUUCUAAACCAUUUUUGGGAUAUCAUUAUGCUCCUGAAGCAGGAUAUCAGCACGAACUAAUUGAUGUUGCCAAAGCAGUUGCUAGUAAACUGAUAUCAGCAUUGCCGGAAUGGCUCACUGGUACAAAAUCUCAACCACCAAAACAGAUACCAUUAGCCAUGCAACCUGCUGAAAAUAUGCUAUAUGAGUUUGGUCUAUGCGACCUGGAACGUACUUCUACAGAAAUAAUCAUGUCUCCAGAUCACAAACUAGUAGCAGUAUGUGAUGCGCUUGGUCGAGUUUUAGUUGUUGAUUCUUUGCGAGGAAUAACCUUGAAGAUAUUUAAGGGUUACAGGGAUGCUCAGUGUUCUUUCACUCAAGUUCUCGAAGAAAAAAAAGGAAAAAAUAAAUCUGGUGAUAAAGUAGCAACGUUUUUAAACAUUUAUUCCCCUAAAAAGGGUACUCUGGAGAUUUUUUCCUUACAACUGGGAAAUAGGAUAGCUACUUUCACAGCUUCCAAACAUAGUAUUUUACAUUACUUUAAUUAUGGCCUAAUGGGAUUCACCACAUCAAGAAGAAGUAAAUAUAUUUGUCCGUACACUACCAUUCUCAUUGACAAUGAUGGUCAGAUGAAGGGAAUUUCAAUACCAUUUCAUUUUGCUUUGCCUGAGAAAAAUAAUAAACGUAUCAGAGAUAUCCAUCUGUAUAAAAAGUUACGAAAUCUUAUUAAAUCUGGUGAGACCGAAAAGGAAAAGUUGAUAAGGGAAGCCACUAAUACUUGUAAAGAGUUAAAAACAAUUGAAUUUCAGUCUCAAACAAUUGAUAUGCUAUUAGGAACUGAAAGUGUUUCUGCCACAGAUAAUUUAAAUUGUAUUGAGUGCAUACAACACAACUUAGCAGAUGAUCUUACUGAAGAAGGAGAACAUCUGAAAUCUAGGUGCGAAAAGGCUUCUACUUUACUGAAAUUAUAUUUAUUUGCUACUAGCCUAUCUGAUCGUGACAUGGAAAGCGGCGGCUCAACUCAGCAAGAUAAGAUUUUCCUUAUAGAUGAAAAAGAAAUGGAAACUAUAAAACGGUUAUUGGAUUUGAGAGAUGUGAAUAGUGAUGUUAAUCUCGGUGAGGUACAUGUGUCUUUUACAGAAGACUCAUCAUUCUCUUCCGCUGAAUUUUUAUCAGUAUUCGAUCUAUCCAAAAAUGAUGGUAUACAUCUCAAUGAAACCGUGAGCGAGACCAGUCUGUAUAAAACUUCGGAAGUUUUAUUCAAGCCUUAUAUUACAGGAAACCAUAAUUUGGAAGUGUUUCAAAAGGAAAUCAUGAAAACUGGACUUGCUACAAAGUAUUUAUUUCACCUCUUCAUCAAUUUUUGGGUUAACCGACCAAUGCAUAUCAAGGAUAGUUUGGAAAAAGAGUUAGGUAAUUUAUCCAAAUUGAUUUACACUAUAGCCAAAACUGCUGAUGAAGAAGUUAUCAAAACAGAGUAUAGUGAAAUUUCACAAUUUUGGAGUGAGGUUCGUUCCCUCUUGGCAAAGUCUAUCAGACCUUUGUCUGCACUCACAGCUGCUACUGUUUGUAAACAAGUGACCCAAGUCAUCGAAACUGAAUUGCACUCGGAUGAAUCUUCAAAUUUGGACGAUUUCAAUAUGGAGGUGUUGACACAGGAAAUUUUGGAAUGGUCAAUGUUAAUAGGAAAACUUGAAGAUGUUUCGUUUCUCAGCAUCAUUCUCUCUACUAAACCAACCGUUAAUGACUGCCCCCUACCGAAGCUCCAAAUUGAUAAUAUAAAUGUGAGCCUUGAAUAUGUUUUACAACAAGGAAGAGGUAGUGUAACUGAAUUAGUGGCAAAGUGGUUCACAUCAAUGGGAGUGAAUCAGGAUAAUAUUAAUUGGAAUGAAACACUUGAAGAUGAUAAAAAAGAAUCCGAACCAGCAUAUGCCCAUUUGGACCAUGAUAUUAACCAUGAAAAAAUUUUUCAGCAAUUAAAUUUGUUGAAAACAAAAUUUCCUUAUAGCCUGGAAAGUAGUUCUCUGCUGGCAAAUAUGGCUUGGGAAUAUGCUCAGGCAUGGCAAAGGAACAUUCAGAAUUUAGAUAACUUAGAAGCAGCAGUGCAAUGUCUCAAUUCAAUUAAAGAGGUGAAAAUUAAACAAGGUAUUUUCCAGUUGAUUUGGAACACUAAUAUGAAAAUUGUCUUUGAAAAUAUCUGUCAACUCAUCAAUAAAGUGGGAAAACUUUCAAAAGAACGUCUUUGUAGACAAGACACAGGCCUGUCUGACAAACAAAUAUCUUCAUUUACAGAAAUUUCCGAUGCAUUUUUGGGGAAUUUUCUGCAUACUAUAUAUGCCAGCCAUGAUGCGCCUGAACCUGAAUUGAUAUUCGAAAAUAUUUGGGAAUACGAAGGUCAGCCAUUAGUAGAACUUGCAGUACAUCAAAGAGAAGUGAAUGUUCAGUUAUUGCAAGCACACUGUCAGCUCAGUUUGGUUAUAGAGUUGAUUACUAUGGUUCCUAUCAAGUUCAAGAAGCCCAUCGACAAUCUUUUUCCAUCUUCAAUUGUCAGUGUAUUUUUUUUUGAUUUUCAGAAAAAAUGCCAGUUGAUUGACACCAGAACAGAUGAGAAAUUGAAUGAAUUUAGAGAACAAUUCCUCCUCAGAUUGAUUUCAACUAGCAUGGAAAGCAUUACCGUCGACGAACAUGAAGAAAUUCAUUCAGCAGACCACUCUAAAUGUAUGUUCAAAUGUAUCGACUUGGCUGGAAUUUGGUACUUGGAUGUUGAAUAUUUCAGGCGCUAUCAGGUGGCGCAAUUAUUCAUGAAAGGUUAUGAUAGUUUGGCAAAUUGGUUCGCCGGUCAGGUGACCACUAGAAAAGAACUAGGGAAAUUAUUGUUAAUAGUAACUGGAAAGAGAUUAAGAUUAUUUUUGUCCACUGCUCCGAAAAAACGUGAUAAUUUCACAGCAUUAACUCCCACUGUGUCAAUGUACUUGAGGUCAUUGGAUGAAGAAGAGUGCUCUCCUGUGCCCCUCAGAAAAAUAACUCAAUUAGCAAAUCUAACUCAUCACUGUUUGGUUCAGAACUAUGAAGAGACUCAUAAACUUGCUUCGUUAUUAUAUGAUGCAUGCAAAAAUUUAGAAGCAAUUCAUUUAUGAAAUAAUUAAAAUAGGGAGCGAUAAAUAUUUAGAAGAAAAAAUUGUUACCAAUUGCAUUUUUAGAUACUAUUUUACCAAAUAAGGUGUUUUGUUUGUUUAUUAAGAUUUAAUGUUUAUACAAGUUGAAUAUAUCAUGUGAUCCUUCAUACAAUAAAUUUACUAUACAUUUAAA